Messenger RNA from Chaetura pelagica (chimney swift), 3693 nucleotides. It is a transcript of the gene ZFAT, whose product is annotated as zinc finger and AT hook domain containing. Bases 1 to 3693 code for a protein of 1230 amino acids. Gene Ontology annotation, biological process: regulation of transcription by RNA polymerase II. Gene Ontology annotation, molecular function: chromatin insulator sequence binding; DNA-binding transcription factor activity, RNA polymerase II-specific; RNA polymerase II cis-regulatory region sequence-specific DNA binding. The record is from RefSeq and is a predicted model, not a curated record. The transcript is spliced from 15 exons. Lineage: Eukaryota; Metazoa; Chordata; Aves; Apodiformes; Apodidae. Gene Ontology annotation, cellular component: chromosome.
AUGUGUAAACUUUGUAACUUAUUUUCACCAAAUCAAUCUGAACUAUUGUCUCAUGUCUCUGAGAAGCAUAAGGAAGAAGGGACCAAUGUGGAUGACAUCAUUAUUCCACUCCAACCUCUAACAGUACCCACAAACAUAAAAAAAGAAGAAGAGCUUCUUGUGAAGAGGAAAAGGGGCAGACCAAAAGGGUCCACUAAGAAGUUCUGUGUGGAUGAAGAUGUGGCAGAGAAUAACCCCGUUCCAAGUGAAGAAACUCCACCUGGGACAGAAGAAGGACUGGAUCUUUCUGAGGUCUCACCCAGCAGCUUGGAAUGUAGGAAAUGCAAUCGGAAGUUCUCCAACACACGUCAGCUGAGGAAGCACAUCUGCAUCAUUGUUUUAAAUGAAGCAGAGGAAGAAGGAGAUGGAGGUAAUCAUUCUGAAGUUGACCUUGACAGGAAGGAAGAUGAGCGAGAAAAAACUCCAAAGAGGCCCAGAAUUCAGAAAACAGAGAAACCUCCAUCAACUAAGGAGACAGAACAGGUUUCAGGAGCUAAAAAUCCUAUUAUAAGUGUGGUUUUGACAGCCCAUGAAGCUAUUCCAGGAGCCACAAAAAUUGUUCCUGUUGAGGCUACUCCCCAAGAAAGUGAACCCACAACUCCAGAAGCCACAGCUCAAGACCCCUCACAACGAAAAGGGUAUCAGGAAUAUGCUAUUCAGCAAACCCCAUGUGAACAGGCAAUGAAAUCUAGCAGGUUGGGUCCGACUCAGCUGAAGAUUUUCACAUGUGAAUACUGUAACAAGGUGUUCAAAUUUAAGCACUCCCUCCAAGCCCAUUUGAGGAUCCAUACCAAUGAAAAACCUUACAAGUGCUCACACUGCAGUUAUGCCAGUGCCAUCAAAGCCAACCUGAACGUUCACAUGCGGAAACACACCGGGGAGAAGUUCAGCUGCGAUUAUUGCACCUUCACCUGCCUCAGCAAAGGCCACCUCAAAGUCCACAUCGAAAGGGUUCAUAAGAAAAUCAAGCAGCACUGUCGCUUCUGCAAAAAGAAGUACUCGGAUGUGAAAAAUUUGAUCAAGCACAUCAAGGAAACACACGACCUUCAAGACAAAAAGGUGAAAGAUGUGUUUGAUGAGCUUCGCCUGAUGACGCGGGAGGGCAAGCGGCAGCUCCUGUACGACUGCCGGAUUUGUGAGCGCAUCUUCAAAAACGAGCUGGAUCGAGACCGUCACAUGCUUGUUCAUGGGGAUGAAAGGCCCUUUGCUUGUGAGCUCUGUGGUCAUGGGGCCACUAAAUACCAAGCCCUGGAGCUUCACGUGCGAAAACACCCGUUUGUUUACGUGUGCUCUGUGUGCCUGAAGAAAUUUGUCAGUUCUGUGAGGCUGCGUGCUCACAUCAAAGAUGUGCACGCGGAUUUGCAUGAGGCUUCUGUCUUUGAUAGUUCUAUCAAUCAGAGUUUCUGCCUCCUUGAGCCAGGAGGUGAUAUCCAGCCAGAAGCCCUUGGUGAACAGCUAGCACAAAGUGCAGAUGAACUGACUGUCACCAGUACUGAUGCUGUUAACACAGCACAGCCAUCUGCUUGUGAAGGUGAAUCCACAGCUGCAGGUGUAAACCAUAAUAGUCAACAUAAUGAUGACUUAAAAAUCAAUGGUGUCCCUUUGUUAGAAUUUGAAAAUCCUCCUGUGGAGAAUGUAACACAGACACUGUGUCAGACAACAGACAUAGCAGUCCCAACCAUUCAGUCCUGUGUAGCAGCUGAUUGCUUUCUGCUGAAAGAUGGUAAUUCUGGUUCUGAGGAGUUAAAAGUUUCUCCUGCAAAUGAAGAGGAAAUUAAUCACUGCAGUUCUGUAAAUGAGCAGGGUGAAGAAAUUCAGCUUUUGCUGACUGAAGACAAAAGUCUAAAUCCGAAUCAGGACAAUGCAGUGACCGGAAGCCUUUCAGUCUCUGAGGAGAGAAAGCAGUCUGUUCCUUCUAGUGAAUCAGAAACAGGCGAUCCACCAACUCAAAAUUCAUCAGAAACCACCGACCCUUUGUCAGCACCAGAGGCUAAUGCAGCCCUCAGUCCACAGGCAGCCCCUUCUCAUGCAGUUACAUCGGAGAGUGGGAGUGGAGCUGCUGCCUUUAUGCAGAUCCUGGACAGCUUGCAGAAGAGACAAAUGAACACAGAGUUGUGUGAGAGGAUAAGGAAAGUUUAUGGAGACUUGGAAUGUGAAUAUUGUGGCAAGUUGUUCUGGUACCAAGUGCAUUAUGACAUGCACGUCCGUACGCACACUCGAGAACAUUUAUAUUAUUGCUCCCAGUGCAAUUAUUCUUCUAUCACCAAAAACUGCCUCAAGCGUCAUGUCAUUCAGAAACACAGUAAUAUUUUGCUGAAGUGUCCCACAGAACAUUGUGACUACUCUACUCCAGAUAAAUACAAGCUCCAGGCACAUCUUAAAGUUCACACAGAGCUGGAUAACAAGAGUUAUUCCUGUCCUGUGUGUGAGAAAUCAUUUUCUGAAGAUCGACUCAUAAAAUCGCACAUCAAGACAAAACAUCCUGAGGUUUCAAUGACUACCAUUUCUGAGGUUCUUGGCAGAAGAGUUCAGCUGAAAGGACUUAUUGGAAAACGAGCUGUGAAAUGUCCCUACUGUGAUUUUUAUUUUAUGAAGAAUGGAUCAGACCUUCAGCGUCAUAUUUGGGCUCAUGAAGGUGUCAAACCCUUCAAGUGCUCUCUUUGUGAACAUGCCACUCGCAGCAAGAGCAACUUGAAAGCCCAUAUGAAUCGUCACAGCACUGAGAAAACACACCUUUGUGAUAUGUGUGGGAAAAAGUUCAAAUCAAAAGGCACUUUGAAGAGCCAUAAACUCCUUCAUACUGCUGAUGGAAAGCAGUUUAAAUGUACAGUGUGUGACUAUACAGCUGCUCAGAAACCACAACUCCUACGUCAUAUGGAACAACAUGUCUCUUUCAAGCCUUUCCGUUGUGCCCAUUGCCACUACUCCUGCAACAUCUCUGGUUCCCUCAAGAGGCAUUACAACAGAAAGCAUCCUAAUGAAGAAUAUGUCAAUGUAGGUUCUGGGGAGCCUGCAGCAGAAACCCUCAUCCAACAAGGUGGUAUUAAGUGUCCUGUUUGCAGCUUUGUGUAUGGUACAAAGUGGGAGUUCAACAGACAUCUUAAAAACAAGCAUGGAAUGAAGCUAGUGGAACAUGAUGGGGAAACCAAGUGGGAGUUAACUGCUGAAGUUUCUGAAGAAGCCUCCACUCAGUAUCUCCACAUCACAGAGGCUGAAGAAGAUGUUCAAGGUACUCAAGCUGCUGUAGCUGCAUUACAGAACCUUAGAUAUACUUCUGAAAAUGGUGAAAGGCUUGAUCCAACAGCUGUCAACAUCCUGCAGCAAAUCAUUGAGCUGGGUUCAGAAACCCAAGAUGCCACUGCAGUUGCUUCUGUAGUUACCAUGGCCCCUGGCACUGUGACAGUGCUGAAGCAGGUAAAAGAAGAGGAGCAAUCAGCCAAUCACACUUUGAUGAUUCAGAAGACACUGCAGCAGGCUUCUGUGGAGCUGUCUGAGCAGCAUCAUCUGGUAGUCUCAUCAGAUGAAAUGGAGGGAAUUGAGACAGUGACUGUCUAUACUCAGGGUGGAGAAGCUUCAGAGUUCAUCGUUUAUGUUCAGGAAGCUGUGCAGCCUGUAGAAGAACAAACUGUGGAACAAUCAGUGCAGGAGCUCUAG